This is a messenger RNA of Strongylocentrotus purpuratus (purple sea urchin), 4892 nucleotides long. It is a transcript of the gene rrp12, whose product is annotated as RRP12-like protein. The record is from RefSeq and is a predicted model, not a curated record. Lineage: Eukaryota; Metazoa; Echinodermata; Echinoidea; Camarodonta; Strongylocentrotidae. The transcript is spliced from 28 exons. Bases 89 to 4075 code for a protein of 1328 amino acids.
ACUUUUAAAUGGCCGUAAACACGUGUGUGUGAACUUUGAAGGCAAGAGAGGAACUUUCUGAUAAGUGUCUAAAGAAGGAGAUGCCAAGAUGCCCAAAGGACCUGGACGGAUCAAGAACAAGGGUGCGAAGGGGAAGAAAUGGAGGAAGGGGCAGAGCUGUGUGACCAACCCACAGAAGAAGGGACACAGACAGGCAGCAAAACAGAACAGAUUCCUACCGUCUAACUUCAGGAAAGCUCCAGGCCAGUCAGAAAGUGGACUGACACAGAAGGCCCUCAAUGAGCACAAUGUGGUACAAGGAGACAAGGACAGUGAUGUCAUGAUGGGGGGCGUGGCCUCAGAUGAUGUCUCCGUGGGUGGGGAGACGUAUGGCACGUUCCUGAGUGGGGUCACUGACUGUUCCCAACCCGCUUUCGACCGGGUGAAGAGGUAUUGGGAGUCCAACUCAGCUAGUCAUAAAGAGAUUUGUGCUGUAUUAGCUGCUGUGACUGAAGUGAUAAGAGAGAAAGGCGGAAAGGAGACAGAGACUGAAUAUUUUGCAGCAUUGAUGACCACAUUAGACACAGUAGAUGAUGAAGAAGCUAUAUCAGCUGUACUUUUUCUGCUAUCACUCAUCAUCAAAAGGGUGCCAGCAUCCAUCUUAAAAGUGAAGUUCUCGGUAUGCUGCCAGACCCUUCUAAAGAUCCUAGCUGUGCAAUCGUCAUCUCCGACCGCUGCCACGGCGGUGGUGCGUUCGGCUCUCUCCUGUCUGAGUACCAUCCUGCGGGUCCAGGACCUGAUCGUGUGGUCCGACUCCUCCACGCUUCAGAUCUAUCAUGGCAUUCUCAAUUAUACUGUCCAUUCAAAACCAAAAGUACGCAAAGCUGCCCACCAUGCUGUGUGCUCCAUCUUGAAAGGAAGUAAAUUCAUGACCUUGCCUGACCCGCCUUCCCAUCACCCAGCAGCUGGGACGACUUCAAAAUUCUGUGUGCAGCAGAUAGAGCAACAUGGAGGUACUGGAGAGGCAGGAACAACAUGUCAUGUUCUGAGCCUUCUCAAAGACAAUCUUGUGACCUUUCCCAAGAACCACCUCAAAACGACAUGUGAGACCAUACUAAAGGUCAUGACCCUCAGCAACGUGCUUGUGACAUCAGUGUCAAUGAAAGCACUCCACGGCAUGUUCACCAUGCAGCCAAGCCCUGCUAGUCUCCCAUCAGACCUCAAUGCUCAACUCAUCAAUGCCCUCUAUGACUAUCAACCUGGAGAGAGUGAUUCACAAGCUAUGCAGGCAUGGCUGGCUGUCAUGCAAGAAGCUCAUCUCAAUCUCUUCAGACUUGAUCAGAAGAUGUGUGUUGGUCAUCUACCUCGUCUCUUUACAUCAGCCAUGACAUGUUUCCUGUCCGACAGGGCUGAAGUAGCAGUGUCUGCUACAGGGGUACUCAAGACACUGCUCUUAGAAUGUGUGAAACCAGCCAAGGAAAACAUCGCCAAGCAGAUGGGCGCCAACGCUCCUAUCAGGAAGAUGUUCCAGUCCGUACAGGGCGGGCUCUCCUACAAGUUCCACUCAUCAUGGGGUCUUGUCAUGAAAGUCUUGGCAGCCUUUUUUGAGGCGUUCGGUGGCGAGGGUCACGGCUUCAUGUCCAAGUGUCUUCAGACCAUGUGUGACCUUCGGGGGUCACAGCACUUUGCUUACACGCAGGAGCUGGACAAGGCCAUUGGGGCAGCCAUCUUGGCUAUGGGGCCUAGACUUGUGCUCCAGGCUGUUCCACUGCACAUCACAGGAGAUGAAGAUAACUAUGAUUUCCCCCGGAGCUGGUUGAUUCCUGUGAUACGAGACAACGUAGCAAACACACAGCUCUCUUUCUUUACCAAGUAUUUCCUACCACUAGCAGCGAAACUCAGAACAAGAUCACUGGAAUUGACUGAGCAGGGGAAGAAGGUGGAAGGCAAGACAUACGAUGUGCUCCAGUCACAGAUCUGGUCCCUGCUCCCUGGAUUCUGCAAAAACCCAACAGACCUAGGUGCAGGAGCCUUCAAAGGCACCGCCAAGAUCUUGGGAACAGCACUCAACGAGAGACCGGACUUACGACUGGACGUGUGUGCUGCCAUCAGGAACCUCAUCACAAAGAACUUGGAGCAUGAGGUGAACCGAGCAGAGUUAGCCCGGUUUGAUAAGAACUACCUGCCCAUCAUGUUCAACCUGUACACCAGUGGAAACGCAAGACAAGAUCCAUCUCUCUUCUCAGUCCUCGAGACCAUCAAGGUCUAUCUUCAGAUUGCAGACCCUAAGCUGAUUGCUGCUAUGUUGGACAAGGCCUGUCUGAAGCUGGACCAAGAAACAGCUGAACGUCAGCAUGCUGUCAUGGACCUCGUCAUUGCCAUGGCAACACAUCUUGAUGCUGAUCACAUGACCAAGCUCUAUAAGAUGAUCACUCCUAUGUUAGAGAGCACAGACCGUACCAUGCAGAAGAAAGCAUAUCGAGUACUGGAGGAGCUAUGUGAAGGAGAAUCUACAGCUUCACAGGGUUUCCUUCAAGCUAACUUAGAUGAUCUUCAAGCUGUUCUCCUCAAGUCCCUCUCAAGCUCAUCACCAUCAUCCAAAGCACCUAGACUUAGGUGCUUGCAUCACAUUGUAAAGAGUCUACCAGGAGAGAAUGAAGCUUUUAUCGUCGCCAUACUACCAGAGAUCAUCUUGUGUAUCAAGGAGAUUAACCAGAAAGCCAGAGCGUCGGCCUUUGGUCUCCUGGUAGAGAUUGGAAACACUAUGCUCAAGCACUCCGAUCAACCCAGAGAAUUGUGUGUAAGCAAGUACUUGGAGAUGUUAGCGGCUGGUUUAGCAGGGUCACCCCACAUGGUCAGCGCUACCGUCCUAGCUCUUACAAGGAUUCUCUUUGAGUUCAAAGACAUCAUGCGAGGCCCUCUAUUGGAGCAGUUGGUAGAUGCCGUGGAUACGCUGAUGCAGGCUAAGGGUAGGGAGGUGCUCAAAUCAGCCUUGGGACUCAUCAAGGUUCUAUGUACCGUCAUCCCGGAUGCUGUCCUAGCCCCACAUGUAGAAAAACUGAUUCACUGUAUAGCUUGUUUGAAGGAGGCUAAUAGGAGGAACCUGAGAGUCCCUGUCAAAGGAAUCUAUUCUCGUCUCGUCCGCAAGUUUGGGUACGAGAUGAUUCGCAAGAUGAUCCCUGAAAGCCAACAGAAGAUGGUGCACAACAUCAAGAAGACCCAGGAGAGAACAAAGAGACACAAGGCUCUCAAUGCCGCAUCCAGGCAGGGAGAUCAGGAAGGGGACGAGGACGAGGACGAAGAUGGGUUCGAUGCCCUGGUACCACAGAAACCCAAACCAGAAAGCAUCGAGGAGAUUCUCCAAGAAACAGACUCAGAGAACGAGGUGGACGAUGAGGACGCCAAGGAUACCAAGUCAAAGGUCAAAGGUCGCAAGGCCAAGAAGCUUGCAGGUCAGCGAGGCAAGGCAUGGUUGAAGGAAGGGGAGAAGGAAGAUACUCCGUUGGACUUCUUGGACCCCAGUGUAUCAAGAAGAGUGCUUGCCACCAAGCCUGAAUCAGAGGAAGCCCAGGCCAUAGGUCACAUCAAGCAUAACUUCAAGACCCUCCCCGACGGUAGGCUUCUUAUCGCUGAGAUGGAAGAAGAGGAAGAGAAGGCGAAGGGGAAGAAGAAUCAAGGAGGGAAGGCUAGAGGAGGAGGAGGAGGAGGAGGAGAUGAUGAUCUGAAAGACAUGAUGGAUGAUGAGUUAGCCAAGUUUCACAAGACAACAAAGAGGAAGCUGGAAGACCUCAGUAUAUCAGACGAUGAAGAUGAGAUGGCUAACAAGUAUAAGGCUGGAGGCAGUGGUAUCCAUCGACCUCUUGGGGUUCCCAAGAAGCAGAAGCCAGCAAUGAAACCCGGUCAGGAAUUCGCAGCUAAGAAAGCUGGUGGUGACAUGAAGAAGAAGGGAGGGCAGGAUCCAUAUGCUUAUCUUCCACUCAACAGACAGCAGUUAAACAGAAGGAUGAAGAAAAAGACAGCUGGUCAGUGGAGCUCACUGGGUAAAGGAGGGAGCAAGGUGGCUAUGAAGAAACUCAAAGCAAAGAAGAAACGAUGAUGACCUUCCGAGGACCAUCUCUAGGAGACAACUGAAAUCCAAAGAAAAAACAUUGUAUCUGUUUGCCUCAAGUCUUCAUCUUUGCUUGAGCUUCCAUCUUCUGCACACUAGUGUCAUUGUGCGAUCACAAUCAUAUUGAGCUAGAAAUAAAUCACAGUCAUCAAAUGUGAUAUGGAUUUCCAUAGUUCUUUCUGAAGGACUCAAAACCUUGUGCAUCCUUCGGUCAGGAUUGCAAGCCCAACCCAACAUUUUUCGACUAUUUUAGAAUUUGUGCAUGAAUAUAAUCAUGAAUAUUCUUCUCCAGAUCUGUCAUUUUUGCACAUACAGGUACUUCUUUACAUUAAUGCACCUGUUAACAACAAGACAAGACCAUUAACAAAAUUUUGUUUGCCAUACUAAAUUUGAAUGUCCCCUCUUUCUCUUGAUAUGUUUAAUAAUUGACUAUUUUUUUAUUGUCAAUGUAAAUCAGGUCCGAAAGAAUUUCUCUGUCAUGUUGACAUUAGUAGAUAUAGUCCUCCUAUUAAUUUGAAUUAAAUCAUGGAAUACUACUGUUAGAGAUGAAUUGCCUUGUUUCAGUGUAUCUUCGCUUAGAAUUAGUGAAACUUCUGAUAUUGUAACUUUUUAAAAUGUAUUUUGUAUAAUAAUUAUGUUUUAUCUUAUUACAUGCACUGGAGCAUGUAAUUCUUUCUUUUGCUCUGUAACAUUAUUUUAGCAUGAAAUAGAAUUUUGCAUAAACAUACAUUUUCUUUUCUUGUGUAUGCCCUAAAGAACAUGCAUAGUAUUAUAUAAAUAUACGAUUAUGAUUGAAUGAGUAAAA